UUCAAGCACUUUCUUCACUUUGAAACCAUCAAACCAAGCAACACAAAAGAAACCCCUGACCCUCAACGUCAGACACACAGUGGAGUCACUGAGGCUUUUCAAAUUUCUCAGCCAAUGCGUUUGUGAAAUCUCUCCGCACUUGAAUUGAACGAUGGCUUCCCGAAACGGCGUCGCUCAGAGGGGGGCUGUGAAGUUGGAUCGCCCCGUGAGUUUCAGAACGUCGUCGUUCAAGUCCCGGCUCCCUCCUUCUCAAUCUCCCGGCAACGGAUCCGCUGUUCGCAGGAGCAGUCCGGCUUUGUUUGGCUCUGCAGGUUCCAAAGACGAUCAUGCAGUGCCUGGAAGAGUUCGAGUAGCUGUACGAUUGCGUCCCAGAAAUGCGGAAGAGAUGGUGGCAGAUGCGGAUUUUGCUGACUGUGUGGAGUUGCAGCCAGAGCUUAAAAGGCUGAAACUUCGAAAAAACAAUUGGGAUUUGGACACGUAUGAAUUUGAUGACGUGCUUACUGAGUAUGCAUCACAGAAGCGUGUCUAUGAAGUUGUUGCUAAGCCUGUUGUGGAGAGUGUUUUAGAUGGUUACAAUGGGACGGUUAUGGCUUAUGGUCAGACAGGUACCGGGAAAACAUUUACUCUUGGACGUCUAGGAGAAGAAGAUACAUCUGAUCGAGGAAUCAUGGUUCGUUCGAUGGAGGACAUUCUGGCAGAUAUAUCUCCUGAGACUGAUUCUAUCUCUGUCUCGUAUCUGCAGCUUUAUAUGGAGACCCUCCAGGACCUACUUGAUCCGACAAAUGAUAAUAUUCCCAUUGUGGAAGAUCCAAGAACUGGAGAUGUUUCAGUACCUGGGGCAACUAUUGUGGAGAUCAAAGACCAGCAUAGUUUUCUGGAGCUGUUAAGAUGUGGGGAAGCUCAUCGUAUAGCUGCUAACACCAAGUUGAACACUGAAUCUUCUCGUAGUCAUGCGAUUCUGAUGGUACAAGUUAAGAGGUCUGUCUUGGGAAGAGAAGAUGAUGUUUCCAGCGAAAAUGGUGACCCUUCUCACUUGACCAAGCCUUUUAAACCACUUGUCCGGAAAAGCAAACUCGUUGUGGUAGAUUUAGCAGGUUCAGAACGUAUCCAAAAAUCAGGAAGUGAGGGACAUAUGUUAGAGGAAGCCAAGUGUAUCAAUCUGUCGCUUAGUGCAUUAGGGAAGUGCAUAAAUUCUCUAGCAGAGAAUAGUGCUCAUGUUCCAUUUCGUGAUUCAAAACUUACAAGAUUGCUUAAAGAUUCAUUUGGAGGAUCAGCGAGGACUUCACUAAUUGUUACUAUUGGACCCUCUCCACGCCAUCGAGGAGAGACUGCAAGUACCAUACUAUUUGGACAAAGGGCUAUGAAGGUGGAAAAUAUGUUGAAAAUCAAGGAAGAAUUUGAUUACAAAAGUUUGUCGAGAAAGCUUGAAAUACAAGUGGACAAGCUUAUUGCAGAAAAUGAAAGGCAGCAUAAAGCUUUUGAGGAUGAAGUUGAAAGAAUAAAUCUAGAAGCACAAAAACGUAUAUCUGAGGUUGAAAGAAACUUUGCUGAUGCAUUAGAGAAGGAGAGGCUAAAAUGCCAGAUGGAUUAUAUGGAAGCUGUUAAGGAGCUUGAGGAGAAGCUGGUGUCAAAUCAGAAGCCAAACCAUUGCCUGGUUGAUGGUAAAUGGAAUGGAGAGGGGCCUGGGCUUUCUGUCUCUAAGGAAGCAACUGAGUUACAAGAGUUGCUCCAAAAUGAAAUUGACCUGAGAAAGAUGGCUGAAGAGGAGCUGAAAAAUCUUAAAGGCCAACUAGGGCUAUAUGCACAAUCAGAAGCAGGGGGAGAUGCGGAGAUUUUUAAGCUUUAUAAACUUCUGGAGGAGGAGGCUCAACAGAAGAAAAAACUUGAAGAAGAAAUAAUAAUACUACGUAGCCAGUUGUUGCAAUCAAAUUUUGAAGCUGAACAGAUGAGAAGGUGUCUUGAUAGAGAUGGGUCUGGAAAUGGGUUUACUGGUCUAGAUUCUUCUAUGCCUCCAGUUAGGAAUUCGUACCCCAAAGACAUCGGGAAUGGACCGAAGGCACCAGUUUCCACGCUCUUUGAACAAGUUGGAUUGCAAAAGAUUUUGUCAUUACUUGAGUCAGAAGAUGCUAAUGUUCGUAUUCAUGCUGUAAAAGUGGUGGCCAACCUAGCAGCUGAAGAAGCAAAUCAGAAAAGGAUUGUUGAAGCUGGUGGUCUUACUUCCUUGCUGAUGCUUCUUAGAAGCUUUGAGGAUGAAACCGUUAGAAGAGUGGCAGCCGGUGCCAUUGCGAAUCUUGCAAUGAAUGCAGAAGCCAAUCAAGAACUUAUAAUGGCUCAAGGUGGAAUUAGUUUGUUAGCAACGACAGCAGCUGAUGCUGAUGAUGCUCAAACCCUUCGCAUGGUUGCUGGAGCUAUUGCUAAUUUAUGCGGAAAUGAUAAGCUACAAACGAAGCUAAGAUCCGAAGGUGGUAUUAAGGCUUUGUUAGGAAUUGUGAGGUGUGGCCAUCCAGAUGUUCUUUCCCAAGUUGCACGUGGAAUUGCAAACUUUGCAAAAUGCGAGUCCCGAGCAUGUACUCAAGGGAUAAAGAGUGGAAGAUCUCUCUUGAUACAAGAUGGUGCACUUCCAUGGAUUGUACAAAAUGCUAAUGACGAGGCUGCACCAAUCCGGCGCCACAUCGAGCUUGCACUCUGUCACCUAGCUCAGCAUGAAGUGAAUGCAAAAGACAUGAUUAGUGGAGGUGCCCUGUGGGAACUAGUUCGUAUUUCUCGGGACUGUUCACGAGAGGACAUAAGGAGUCUUGCUCAUCGAACUUUGAAUUCAAGCCCCACUUUCCGUGCUGAAAUGCGACGGUUACGGAUAGACUACUGAUUAGCAAGCAGUGUGAUAGGCUGCUUUGAACAUACUUGUUGUCUCCAGUCAUUGACACUGAUGUGCACACAGAUUCGUGAUGCUGCUGUAUAGGCUUGGGCAAGAAUUGUGUCUGAUUAUUCUGACACAAAUUAAAGUAAGCGAAUUCCUCGCAAUUCCUCGCAAUUUUUGUGUAAAGUAAGCGAGGCUUCAGUUUAUAUCUUUGUUUAGCUAGCAUCUGUGUUUAUAGUUGUUUAAAAGAACAAAUUAAAGGGAAAGAUUUUUAGCUGCUUUAGGGUUAGUCGAGUCUCUCCCUUUUAGAUCAUGAAAGGUAGAAGACAAGCUCGAAACUUCAGCACGUCUUUUCCAUUGUUGUAUUGAUUUAUUGAUAUAAGCCAAUGAUAGUCGUCAUUCUUUAGUUUUUUUUAA
Messenger RNA from Prunus dulcis (almond), 3274 nucleotides. Its product is annotated as kinesin-like protein KIN-UB. NCBI's taxonomy places the organism in Eukaryota, Viridiplantae, Streptophyta, Magnoliopsida, Rosales, Rosaceae. The record is from RefSeq and is a predicted model, not a curated record. Gene Ontology annotation, biological process: microtubule-based movement. The transcript has 19 exons. Bases 152 to 2866 code for a protein of 904 amino acids. Gene Ontology annotation, molecular function: ATP binding; microtubule binding; microtubule motor activity.